Entamoeba nuttalli P19 is the source of this 768-nucleotide messenger RNA. RefSeq lists its product as hypothetical. Lineage: Eukaryota; Evosea; Mastigamoebida; Endamoebidae. The record is from RefSeq and is a predicted model, not a curated record. Bases 1 to 768 code for a protein of 255 amino acids. The transcript has a single exon. Gene Ontology annotation, molecular function: protein binding.
AUGAAACACAACAACACUGAAUGGAUUAAUUGUCAUAAUAAUGAUAUUGAUGAGGAUGAAGAAGAAGAAAUGAUCAGUAGAGCACAAGACUACUAUUUUGAGGCACGAUAUGAUGAUGCAAUAGAAAUAUUGAACAAUAUAGAAAAAAAGGAUGGAGCAAUUUAUCAAAUGAUUGUGAUGUGUUAUUGUGAGAAGAAGGAAUAUCAAAAAGCAUUUGAAAGUUCAAGAAAAUGGAGGGGUAUUGCUAAACGAGACACCGCAUUACAGAGCAGAAAAGCAUUAAUGAAUACAUCAUAUUUGUGUGAUGAGAAAGAGACUAUGAGAGAGGUGAGUGAUAAAAUGAUACAAUGGAAUGAGGGAUUGAUUGAUGUAAUGUUGUUAAGAUUAGACAUGUUUCCUGAUGAGAAAGACACCAUCAUUGCUACAAUUGAAAAUAAAAUUAAGACAAAUGAAGUGAAAGAAGAAGAAGUGAAAAUACUCUCAGAAAUGUUAAGCGUGCUCAAUGAGAACCAAAACAAAGGAAAUGACUAUAUGAAUGAGAUAGGAGAACAGGCAUAUACCUAUGGAGUAUUAACUAAAGUAGUGAUGCUUAUCAAUGGAAUUUGUGAUAAUGACAAAACAGAAUGUCUUACAAUGUGGAAAAGUCUUGAGAAUAAAAAUAACCAAAUAAUUAAUUCAAUUAGAAUGUUGGAAGGAACAUUUGUUGCAGAACAUGGAAUUCAUAUGGUACUUAGAAAACAUGGGAAAAUGAAAGAAGAAGUUGAAUAA